Paramecium octaurelia is the source of this 1141-nucleotide messenger RNA. NCBI's taxonomy places the organism in Eukaryota, Ciliophora, Oligohymenophorea, Peniculida, Parameciidae. The record is from the annotation of a GenBank genome assembly.
AUGAUUUAAUCGAAGAUGAUAGAAAAAGAAGAGGAACUUCAAUGCUCUUUAAAGCAUAAACUUCCUGUCCUUAUGAUUGUUUGUGAUGAAAAAUUAAAGAGAAACGAGAGACUUUUAUGCUCUGAAUGCAUGGAAAAUUAUGAAUCAAAAUCUUAGUUAAUGAGUUUUAAAAAAGUCUUAUAGAAUAUAGAGGAAAAUCAAAAAUAAAAGUAAAAAAACGUUGAGAAUGUGAUGAUGAUCCGUAUCAAACUCAUUGAAGAAAUAUAAAGAGGUCUCUUUUUAUUAAAAUCUAAUGUAGUUUAAUUAUUAGAUUAAAUUAUUGGAAAUGUAGAUGAAUGGAUUAAACAUAUAAUCAUAAUUGGGUAAUAAAAUGUUACUUAUAGUUUUUAUAAUGAAUUGGAAAAUCUAAUUAACUAAAAAAGAUUAGAAGAAUUCGCUUAGAUAUAAUUAAUUGAUCAAAUUAAUUAAAUUUAAUUAUCAUACAAUCAAAAAAUUGAAAAGAAACUAAAUUUAUUCAAAUCAUUUUCAGAAGGUUAAAAUUGUGAAAACAUAUUAAAUCAGUUAAGAAAUGCAAAUGAAACAAAAGAGAAUACAGGAAAGAAAAUAUUGAUUUUAGUAAAGUAUGAAGUUAUUAUUUAGGGUGAAAAGGCAAUGGAAUAAGUUGGCGAUGAAUAGAAGUAAUUAGAAUAAUAGUUGAUGAAGUAUAAAUAAGUUCAAUUUAAUUUUAUUGAUGAUUCAAAUUAAUAGAAUAGUAGUUGUAAAGCAAUAGUGUUCAACAAAGAUGAAUCAAUUAUGAUUUCAUGUGAUAAUUGUGGGAUUAAAAUAUGGAAAUUUGAAUAAGGAAGAUUUAAAUUAUCUAAUACUUAUGAUAAACAUAGCAACCCUGUUAGGUGUUUAGUGUAUAGCAAAUAAACAAAUAACUUUAUUUCUGGUUGUAUCAAUCACUAAAUUAUAUGUUGGUAAUAAAUUAAUCAAAAUGAGUGGAAGUGUUCAUAACCAUUCGAGUAACAUACUGAUAGUGUUAAUUGUUUAUUAUUAAAUAAAUAAGAAGAUCAACUUAUUUCAGGAGGAGAUGAUGAUAAGAUAAUUGUAUGGAAAGUAGAUUUUAUUAAGAAUGAUCUGACUUUUCUGUAUUCCUGAG